Messenger RNA from Olea europaea var. sylvestris, 1636 nucleotides. Its product is annotated as dolichol kinase EVAN-like. The transcript is spliced from 10 exons. The record is from RefSeq and is a predicted model, not a curated record. Gene Ontology annotation, molecular function: dolichol kinase activity. Bases 43 to 1182 code for a protein of 379 amino acids. Gene Ontology annotation, biological process: dolichyl monophosphate biosynthetic process. NCBI's taxonomy places the organism in Eukaryota, Viridiplantae, Streptophyta, Magnoliopsida, Lamiales, Oleaceae. Gene Ontology annotation, cellular component: endoplasmic reticulum membrane.
AAUUGGUUUUACCAAAUUGUUUUUGUUCGCUCCUCAGAAAUUAUGUUAUUAUUUCUCUUGUCAGGGGAAGGGCUUCUAGUGACUGCUGGUAUUGUGAUCUAUUUUGGGGACAUGUUAUUCUACACAGCGUCAAAGAUCCUUGAAUAUUCAGCAUCAUCCAAGCUAGUUCUUGGGGAUUUUGGUAUCAAGAGAGAUGAGAUCCGUAUAAUUAUUCAGGGCAUGAGUCUUGGUCUACUUCUUUUUCCUGUAUUCUACAAAAAUGUUGUCAAAAUUUGGCAAUGCUUUGCCUGCUCUUCUAGCUCUCGAGACAUGUCAAACCAUGAGAUCAGAGAAUCCUUUGUUUUCUAUGCUUUACUCUCGUUUAUGUUGGCCGUGGCUGUUCCAUCAUGGAUGCUAUUUGUCCAUGAUUUUCACAUGCACCCUUUGUUAUGGGUUUGUAAUUUUGUUGUCUCGGAACCGCUCAAGAGACUCCCCCUAUGUGUCUAUUGGGUAGCUGUUAUAUAUGUGUCAGUUAUAUGGUUCUACAACAUUUCGAAGAAUAGUACUAUUGAGCGAAUUCUUCUUCGCAAAUACUACCACCUGAUGGCUGUUUCAAUUUUUGUUCCUGCUCUCAUUUUCCAGCCAAAAUUUCUUGAUCUGGCAUUUGGUGCAGCUUUGGCAGUCUUUCUCGUGUUGGAAAUUAUACGAGUAUGGAGAAUUUGGCCUUUAGGACAUCUUGUUCAGCAAUUCAUGAAUGCUUUUACUGACCAUCGUGAUUCUGAUUUGCUUAUUGUCAGCCAUUUUUCACUUUUACUGGGAUGCGCACUUCCCAUCUGGCUGUCUUCUGGUGGUACUGAUCGUCCACUUGCCCCCUUUGCUGGAAUUCUGAGCCUUGGUAUUGGUGAUACAAUGGCAUCGAUGGUUGGCCACAAGUAUGGAGUCAUCCGCUUGAGCAAAACUGGCAAGAAGACAAUUGAAGGAACUGCUGCUGGUAUAACUUCUGUUCUGGCUGCAUGCUCUGCUCUACUUCCACUUCUAGCCGCAACUGGUUACAUAUUCACUAUGGUCUUUAUCUCACUCUUUCUCUGGCACUGGUUCUCUCUUAUAUUGGCAGUGACUACUAGUGGUCUUUUGGAGGCCUACACAGCACAACUGGACAAUGCAUUUAUACCCCUCGUUUUCUACAGCCUUCUUUGUCUGUAAAAUGCCAAUCGCACAAAGCUUUUGCUGCAUACAUAUUCUCACUCUCUCUUCGCUCCAACAUGCCUUGCAAAUAUCACUGACCUAACAUAUACCAUAGUCCAUACUAAGAUGAAAUGUUGAGUACUACUAGGUUAUGUAACCCAUUUUGUUUUUUUUUUUUUUUUUUUUCAGUUUCAAUUUCAUAAUAGCAUCCUAGUAAUACUGGGAAAGAAUAAAUCCCGAAUUCAUGAUCGUGAAUGAGGAAGAUUUUCGUUAAAUGGAGAAUCUUGACUGAUUGUGGCGUUCUGGUUUUGUUGGUUUUGCAUUCCAUCUACUCUUCUUGUAUAGUUCUAUAGUUGAAUGAUACAUCACUAAUAUAAGCUGUUGAUGUUGUAAUUACUAAAGCAGUGAAGAAAGGAAGAUCUCUGUCCUCUUCUGCUAAAAUGAAUAGCAUUUGCUACAUCUUUUUUCUUAA